This is a messenger RNA of Penicillium angulare, 2682 nucleotides long. Its product is annotated as sulfatase domain protein. The transcript is spliced from 2 exons. Bases 1 to 2682 code for a protein of 893 amino acids. The record is from RefSeq and is a predicted model, not a curated record. Gene Ontology annotation, molecular function: arylsulfatase activity. Lineage: Eukaryota; Fungi; Ascomycota; Eurotiomycetes; Eurotiales; Aspergillaceae.
AUGAAGGUGGCCGGCGUGGUGAACUUCGUGCGCUACCAGGCCAACCAUGUCUAUCAGAACCCUCAAAAGACCCUGGCCAUUCUCGAGGUUUUCUGGGACUUUUCGCGUCGUUAUUUCUUUGCAUUAGCAUUUUGGUCUUUAUUCGCUGCCAAAGUGCAACAUUUAUACGCCCAUCUCUAUUCUCUUCCCUUUGAGAAAUUCCUUCUCUGGGGACCAUCCUUCUUUUUCCAAGAUGUGGCCAUUCUAUUACUGUUUCGGAUCUUUGUGAAGAAAUGGACGGGGUUGAUUGCGGCUUUCAAUGCCAUCCUCGUUCUUCCUGCCAGUUUGAUCGUUUCUGGCAUGGCAGCAGCCAAUUUCUCGGUCUACGUCUUCACGGGGGCCGAAAUCCACUGGCGUCAAGCUAAGACGUUUACGGGGAAUGCGGCCGCACUACGCACUCUGUUAUCAGGAUUAACCGGUUUUUUGAUCGGGGAGGCGUUACUCGUGGCUGCUGCUCUUUUCACGGCUCGGCCAAUCCACUCGUUUAGUGGUGGCGUUCUACAUGUCUUGGCGUGGCCCUUCCGUUGGUUAACCGCCCGACUGCGACCGUGCGUGGAGCCUUGGUUGCAACGCUUCCAUAAUCGGAAGUCCAAUUCAAAGAAUACAUCAUUACCCGAUCCUCGAACAUACGAACAGAUUCAUUUGGAAGAUGAUUAUCUAAACGACUCGGCCGAGGAAGAGGAGGAAGGUGACUAUUUACUCGACCCGCUGGGUAACAACCGCUCCCAGGACCAUGAAUUCUCCACUCAAGAGCAACGUCGACGGACGGACCGUCUACUGCCACGAGUCCUGGUGCUCACAUUUGUGUUUUUGGCUGCCACCUUGCGUAUAGUUCGGCCGCCUGAUCCGAUGUACCUGUACCUGUCGGGUACCUUACCUUUGGCCUCAUUUUUUGAAGGCGGUCACCGGAAUUCGCCAGUCGAUACCACUGGUUUACCCCGCUCGGAAUAUAGAUUUUUGGAUAAAAGCACAUCGCAGGCUACCCCGCCAUCAUGGGAUUGGUUAUCUGGGGAACCUGGCUCCGGCUUCGAGGAUUGGAAGACUAUGACAAAUGAGUCCCUGCAUUAUAGCCCACAGAAGAACCCAAUGCACAUUUCCAAUCUGCAGCAGCCAGUUCUGGAGUCGAUCCGAGGUGCUUUGAAUGACGGAAGCGUUAAGAUUAAGCAUGUGGUCUUGCUGAAGCUAGAGAGCGCUCGUGCAGAUACAUUCCCCAUACGCAAGGACUCUUUCCUCUAUAAUCGCAUUGCAGAGACUCACAAGAAUGAUGAGAUCCCUGCCGACGUCGAGAAACUCAUUGCCAACCUCACUCGCACCGCUGAGUACUUGACCGGAUUUGACUCCGGGUUCAAGCAUGACGACAAGCUCUACUCCAACCCCAAGGCAUAUGGCGGUAUCAGUGCCAGAAAUGCAUACACAACUUCCACCUACACACUGAAGAGUCUGACUGGUACUCUGUGCGGCGUGACGCCCCUCGUUGCAGAUUUCAACCGCGAGUGGGAAUACGACAUCUAUCAGCCUUGCUUACCGCACAUCUUUGAGACCUUGAGCCACCAGAAGGGCAUCGCAGCUGAGCCAAACACUACCGAUGAUUUUACCCAGUGGCCCUGGCACUCGGUCUGGAUGCAGUCAGUCACUGACAGCUAUGACAACCAAGACAAACUCACACCAAAGCUGGGUUACCAAGAAAAGUUCACAAAGGAGAUUAUCGAAAAGCCCGGUGCAAAGCACUACCCAGUGAAAACUAAGGAAGUCAACUACUAUGGCUAUAUCGAUGGCGAACUUCGCGACUAUAUCCGCGACGCAAUUGAUGACGCAGAACGCGAUCAUGAGCGCCUCUUCUUAACCCAUCUCACCGGCACAACACAUCACCCAUGGGGUCUUCCAAACGAUAUCUAUGCUUCGCUUCUGGGCUCGACCAAAAACCACGGCGAGGACUUGAACAGGUAUCUCAACGCUGUCGGUUACCAAGACACUUGGCUCGCCGAUAUUCUGGCUAUUCUCGAAGAGAAGGGCGUCGCCGAUGAGACCCUGCUAGUCAUGGCAGGUGACCACGGUCUUUCGCUGCCCAACGACGGUGGUAUCACACCUUACGAUAACCCUCACGUUGGCAGUUUCGCCGUUCCCAUUGUCCUGGCGCACCCAAAGCUUCCAGUUCUAGAGGUCUCUGGUCCUGUCAAUAGCAACCAGAUUGUGCCUUCUAUUCUGGAUCUUCUCAUCGAGUCGAAAUCCAUCGGCGAGGAAUCUAUCCAACCCACCAAGGAUAUCCUCUCUCUCUACGAAGGACAGUCACUUCUCCGUCCCCUCACCCAGGAAAAAGAUGGCAUGCAAAAUUGGCAGUACACCGUUAUGAAUACCGGUGGAUCAUGGCUGGCCGUUCGUUCCGGCGCGAAGCCCCAAUUCCGACUCGUCAUCCCGCUCGUCAAUGAUGUAGAGUGGCGAUUCUCCGAUCUGAAUGCCGAUCCCAAUGAAGUGGAACCCGUUUCAAGAUUCAGUCUCGCUGACUUGGCCACCGUCAUUCGCAAAGAAUAUGACGAUGAAGCGCUACGCUGGCUCUAUGAUGCCGCUUACGUCACGAACUGGUGGGUUGAACAAAAUUGGAAGAAGUACGGCUACCACCCAAAGGAUAAUGAUGAUGAUGAUUGA